GGGCGGAUCUUCAGAGAAAUGCUUCUGCUCCUGGCUACCCAGCUGACUUGAGUUUGGCAUUUCGAUGCUGGAAACGGGGGUUAUUUUUUGCUCCGGUCGAAGUAAAUCCCGUCCUUUUUUUAAAAAAAUCCCCCGUGUGUGUGUGUGUGAGGGAGAGAGAAUUGCUGGAACUCAGAGAACAGGACGGGAGAGAGCAGGGAGCGACAAGGAACUGGAACUGCUGUGCAUUUGCAAGAAAACGCAGAGGAAGCUGAUUUGAUGUUUCACAUGUAACCACAUCCGUGAUUUUAGCAGAAGAUAUUCGGUUUCUCUCUCUCUCUGACACACACACGUCUUUUUUUUUAAAGUUUCCCUCCAUUUUGUGAUAAGCCACAGGGCAGACAAUACAUCAGCAAAACGUUAGUUUCUGAUGGCUUUCAGUCCAUGGCAGAUUCUGUCUCCCAUUCAGUGGGCCAAGUGGACAUGGUCUGUGGUGAGACCAGGGCCAGGAGCUGAGGACAAUGAAGGGGAAGACUCCAGCCCUGAAGAGAAAAGUUCGGACUCCGAAGCGAAUUUCGAGACGCCAGAAGGUGAGACACCUGCCCAAGGCCAGCCGGAGAUAGGUUCAGCCCAGCAGGUCGCUGGCAGAUUACAACAAGACUUGCAACCUGAAGACGAGCAGUUGUUAGCAGGAUCGCCACUGCCUAUAAAGAGCCGAUCUGAGAGUCACUCAUUGCCAGAGUCAACCCACUGUGAUGCUUCACGUAGCUUCAAGCUGCAAGAUCAAGUAGGAACUGGUACCACUGGCAGCACAGCUUCAGCCAACACCAUUGAUGCUAAUAGGUCCUCUGCAGUGCCAAACACCCUGGAAGUUAAGGAAAUUGCAGAUGAAGUAAGAACGGGCAGAGAUUCCCCACCAAUUACCCCAGCAGGCCCCUUGCUGCUGCCAGAUAGCACAUCAGAAAACCUGGGGACCAGUAUCCGUGGAAGAGAGAUGACUGUGUCAGAGGGAGAAGUGUCAGCUAUGGACCAAAAGGCAGAGACCUUGGAUGUACAGACGCAGCCUGGUAUCGCCAAGCCAAAAAAGGCAAAACCUCCCAUCUCGGAGAUGAUGGUAGUUGAGACUAUGGAAGGUGGGGCAUCAGCAAAAGACCAUGCCGUGAUGAAACGGGCGUCAGUCUGUAAUUCUGACACCAGUGAUUUUCCUGAGACUAAGAACCCUUCUAACCCAGGAUUUCAACCAUCACCCCCAGCCAACAGGCAGCCCCCUCUGUCAGCGAAUGCAGCUGAAGCAGAUGAGCUGAGGCCACAAGCACAACACAAAGGCUCGGCACUCAAGCUGGAGAUUGACUUUUCAGAAGAUAAGGAAAAUGCAGAGGGUAGGGUGCCAGUGCCAAGGAGAGUGGGUAAAAAGCCUGGCAGUAAGUCCGGUGGGAAGAAACAAAGAACAGCAGUUGUGAAGGCCAGUGCUUCUGAAGACAAGGAUGACAGCAGCUCCACCACCAACUUUGAUGACAUUCCCAUUCCUAAAAAGUCUUACAAUUUUGAUUCUUCUCAAUGGGAUGAUCCCAAUUUCAACCCAUUUGGCAGCGCCUCUGGUCUGCAGAACUCUCCCACACAGCCAAAGGCCUCAUACACAUUUGACCCUGACUGCUUGGAUUCAGUUGACCCUUUCAAGCCCACCAAAACGUUAACCAACACGUCGGAGCCCCCCACUCCCUCCGAGCCAGAGACUGCCAGGACUGAAGAGCCGACUCUGGAGGGAGCACCUGAUGAGGAAAAAACGACAAAAGAGUUGCCGAAGAAGACCAAGCCUCGAGUGAUAACGAAUGCUUGCCGAGUGAAGAAAUAUGAAAACCAAUCUCUGGUGUUGGAUGUUUGCCACCAGGAUGCCGAGCCAAUUGAAAGGUGUGAUGACCCUGACCUUGCCCACAGAGAGAGGCAUGCUACUGAUGAAGAGAAACUGGCCUCCACCACAUCAGUCAAUCAAAAACCUGCCUGCCAAGAGGCAAAAGCUGAAGUGGAAGACGACACUGAGUACUUUGAAUGCCCAGCGACUGCCAUUAAACAAGAAUUAUCAGUCUGUUCGGAAGGGUUGGCUAAAUCAAAAGAAAUAGACCAGCAGGAACAAAAUGGACCCUCAUCACCUCAAAUUCCAGCCCCUGGGGUGUUCAGCACUGAAAGUAUCCUCUCGUUUAAAGCACUUCUGAGUGAGAUGGAAGGUUCAGUGGGCAAUGAGCUGAACAACAUCCAGGCAGACAAGACCGCUGUCCUGAGUUUAAUCAAAGAAGAGAUUGCAGCUAAGGAAGCAGAGGCAAAUGAAUGGAAGCAAAAAUAUGAAGACAGUCGACAGGAAGUCAUUGAAAUGAGAAAGAUUGUUGCAGAGUAUGAAAAAACCAUUGCACAGAUGAUUGAAGAUGAGCAAAAGAACAAAAUGGCUUCUCAGACAUCCAUUCAACAGCUAAUUACGGAAAAGGACCAGGCUUUGGCAGAUCUUAAUUCAGUGGAGAGGUCUUUAUCAGAUCUUUUCAGGAGAUACGAGAACAUGAAAAGUGUACUAGAAGGAUUCAAAAAGAAUGAAGAAGUAUUGAAGAAAUGCGCCCAAGAUUAUUUGGCUAGGGUCAAACAAGAGGAGCAAAGAUACCAAGCUCUUAAACUCCAUGCUGAAGAAAAACUAGACAAGGCCAAUGAGGAGAUCGCUCAAGUGCGUGCUAAGGCCAAUGCAGAAGGAGCAGCCCUGCAAGCCAGCUUGCGAAAGGAACAAAUGAAAGUGGAUUCCAUGGAAAGGACAAUUCAGCAGAAGAACCAAGAGAUAGAGGAACUGACCAAGAUUUGUGAUGAGCUGAUUGCCAAACUAGGGAAAACUGAGUGAAGGCUGCAAACCCAAAAAUGGACAUUGCACGACAAAGCUUCCUGCAGAUCUUCGUUCCUAGAGCACGCUGCCUUACUUAGAAAUAAUAUCCAAUUCUAAUGCAUUUUGUCCCUGAAGUGGCAACACCCAGUAGUCUGCACAGCACAUGUGGAUCCGUCUUCAUGCACUGUUUACCGCACAAACAGAAAAAGUUGCCAAAAUAUUCCCAGGGUUGUAGGCACCCAUUUUCUCUGACAUGUAAUUUGCUUUGCUAACACGUCAUCCUCAUCUUUGUCAUCCAGUGGCAUUUAAAACGGCAACUAAAUAUACAAUGCUUAAAGGUGCCAUCCAGUUACUUUGUGUAAUUAUGGUGCCAGCCUUUUAUCUUCAGUUACGCUUCCUGCAACUUGCUUCAACCGAUGGUAAACCCAGACUGAGAGACCUUCUUCAAUGUAAUGUUUCAUUGUCACAGUUCUCAAGGUUCAUUUUUCUGAAAUGAGUGCUUUGACAGUCAGUGCCAUUUUUUUUUUUGUUUGAGUUCUUGCCUGCAGCAAAAUCUCUCAAAUGCUGUUUUGAAUAGAAGUAGCAAACCCACUGAGUUGCUUGUGUCUUCCACCCCAGUCAUUGCCAUAGCCUUUGGACAAUGCACUGGCUUCCCAUGUAAAAUGAGGAUACUAAUUAAUCAGCGCUCUUGGUGCCAACAAUGUAUUUUUUUCUUCAAAGCAGUAUUGGUUUUAUGGAAGUCAUCUUUAACAAGUACUUGCAGUAAGCAUUGCUUCUAUUAUUGAAUAUUUUGUGUGGGCAUGCAGACUCAAGGGGGAAACUGAGGAGACCACUUUUGAUUUGGGUGUCUCAUUCACGUCAUCACCACCAGAGCCUCACCAGAACUGGUGAAGGACUGUGGAAAAACUUUAUCCUUAGAUUAAAUCCAAGCUUUUCUUCUCCAGGCCUGCUAGCCUUGAGGAUUCAAUUACAACAGACCAGGGUCCAGACCUCAGCAUUUUAGGUAUGAAACCACCAAGUGACGGGCCACUGGUGGGGAAAAAAAACUGAUCUAGAUUGUACUUUGUCUUUUGUGCAGCUGUGAAGUGGGACAGUGUUCUUGAAGAGGGGACACUGGUGCACCCUAAAGUAUCUAAUUUCCGAGUUGAAGUGAAGAAACUUUUUUUUUCCUCUCGGGAUGCUCACCAUUUUGAUGCUCAGGAGUUUUGCAAACCUGGGUUUGAGGUUUUGAGAUGUUGGCAUGCACCAGUGUUGCACACUGACCCUUCUUAAGAAUGGCUUCUGUAAGGCAAACAGCUUUUCCUCACACGAGACCACACAACACAUAAAUGUAUUCACGUUUCCGGCAGGUGCUGUACACUCAAUCAUAUAAUGGGAUUUUGAACGCACAAAACUCUCUGUACACUGAACAAUAUUUGUUUACUGCUAGUUAGAGAAUGUCAUUGCCCUGAAACUGGCUGAUAAAAAGUGCAUAUAACUUAAAUUCUUGGUCUGGAGUCUUGUGUUUUUCCCUCCGUAUCCUGUCUUUUUCAACAAUGGCAUAAAAUGACACACAGCUGCAUACUGACUGUAGAGUCACACCUGCUGGUUGAAGUCUGCAUUUCAGUGACAGAUAUUGUUCUGCCUGCAUUAAUAAUUUUUUCUGGUCUUGUGGUUGUGCCAGUGGAAAUAUGCUUAUGGUGAUUCCUUUUUGUGUGUCGUUUCCACUUGUGACUUGUCUGAGUAACUUGCACCAGCUCUGACAUUCCUCUGUUAUUUCUCCAACAUUUUGCCUUGGCCAUUUUAAGCUGCUUUUCACUUGGGAGAAAAACCCUUCACCUGCAUAGUUUUUAUACACAGAUAUAUUUGUCUUUUUAUAUGUUAUGGUUCAAUGAAGAUUUUUAAAGUUGUAACUACAAAAAAACGAAGAUUAUAAAAUUUUAAUUCCAUGUACUAAUAUAUUUUUUCCAUUGUCAUUGCCUGAAUAAAAAUGGUGAGUUUCA
Messenger RNA from Rhincodon typus (whale shark), 4815 nucleotides. It is a transcript of the gene tacc1, whose product is annotated as transforming, acidic coiled-coil containing protein 1. Lineage: Eukaryota; Metazoa; Chordata; Chondrichthyes; Orectolobiformes; Rhincodontidae. The coding region runs from base 410 to 2851 and encodes 813 amino acids. The transcript is spliced from 13 exons. Gene Ontology annotation, cellular component: cytoplasm. Gene Ontology annotation, biological process: cell population proliferation; mitotic spindle organization; cerebral cortex development. The record is from RefSeq and is a predicted model, not a curated record.